CGCCUGCAGGCUCAGCUUCACUGACACAGAAUGCUCAGAUGCCGAGGGACAUCAAGCUGAGAAUGUCUUCCACUUCAAAUGCCUCCGGUGCCUGUGGACCUGGUCAGAGUGGAUAUAUUAAAGAGUCGUGCUUAAUCUCUCCCUUGGGUCGAAACCUCUCAGACGCGUCUGCGACAGUUACUCAUCAGGGACCCAGCCGGGAAAGGUUGAUUCCUCUUACCCCUGAUGUCCGACUGAAAGUGGAAACUCUGGAAAUGGCGCUACAUUUUCUUGGCAUAAGCCCAACAGAGGAACAGAAGCGUUUAUUAAGGUCCCGUGUACAGAUGGAUGCCAAUGGAACAGUGUCCUAUGGAGACUUUGUCCGAGUAAGCAAAGAGAUGUUUAACCUUCAGCUAGAGGACAAAGACUUGGAGCACCUAUUGAAAAUGAAUGAAGGCACACAUUUAUUGGACCUAGUCACAAACCAGAUGCAGUCAUGUGAUCUCUCAGAAAAGGAUGACAUUAACAAAUUGAAGCGAGAGAGAGACAAGGCACAUGCCCAGUUAAAAGCACUGAAGGAACAACUCUUAGAAUCUGACAAACAGAACAGUCAGCUUUCUGCCGAGCUUACGAGCGUAAAACAGGAAGCUAAAGCCGCCAUUGAGGAAACGAGAGCCCUGCGUAGCAGAAUCCACCUGGCUGAAGUGGCGCAGAGACAAGCGCGAGGCGUGGAGAUGGACUAUGAAGAAGUCAUCCGCCUCCUGGAAGGUGAAAUAACGGAGUUGAAAGCCCAGCUUGCUGAACACUCCGGCCAAAGUAAAGACAAUGUGCAAGAUUUAAAGCGCAGGAUCACUGUCCUUGACUGUCAGCUGCGCAAAUCAGAGAUGACACGCAAAACCUUCGAAGUAUCCACAGAAAAACUGCUGCAGUUUGUAGAGAACAUUCACGAGGUUCUCUCCGAUGAUCAAGGUUCUACAUUAAAUCUAUGUGAACGAAUCCCCACAAUCUCUCAUCUACCAAGAUUGGGAAAAUCUAGACUUGGCAUAACAGCAGCCAUUGCAACAGAAGCUAAAGAACUCUCGCGAUCUGUCCGUUCCAUCGUAGAAGUGGAC
Staurois parvus is the source of this 1091-nucleotide messenger RNA. Lineage: Eukaryota; Metazoa; Chordata; Amphibia; Anura; Ranidae. The record is from the annotation of a GenBank genome assembly.